Ruditapes philippinarum (Manila clam) is the source of this 632-nucleotide messenger RNA. RefSeq lists its product as uncharacterized. The coding region runs from base 93 to 632 and encodes 179 amino acids. The transcript is spliced from 5 exons. The record is from RefSeq and is a predicted model, not a curated record. NCBI's taxonomy places the organism in Eukaryota, Metazoa, Mollusca, Bivalvia, Venerida, Veneridae.
AUAAGACAAAAUUCCAACAAGAUUUAUUUCAAUAAACAGCUUUGUUUCGUUUGUGUACGUUUGUCUUAGAGUAUAUUUCCGAAGAGUUAGAAAUGCUGGUAUACAAAGUCUUUCUGAGUGUUCUUGUUGCGGCUGCUGUGAUAACAGAAUGCUAUACUAUUAGCUUUAGUGAACCUAUUUCAAUUGGAACAGUAAAUGGAUAUAAAAUAAAGUUCUGCGAAUACAAACUGACAAAGAUGCUGCCUAAAUCAAAGAUCCAUGACGCCGAAGCGUGUCUAACAUGUUCAUGUAACAAAAAAAGUUUGAAAUGCAAAGAUUAUAAUAAAAUACCUGGUUGUAAAUUGGUGCCAGGAGGGUUGUUGACCCAGAACCCAUUUGACGAAAAAUGGAUAGUUAUGAUUGAUAGGUUAAUUAAGAGUAUAUAUGUAGGUAAAUACCGAGUUCUACAAGUGAGAACCCAGACUGUGACUGGGGGCUGGACGAAUAUAUACUUGAAACUUCUUGUAAUCGAUAGACUUUGUGAUCUGAAGAUAUUUGACCCUUUAAACGGAAUCAUCCAGAUAACUGAAGACCCUUGCUCACUUGGGAAAGUGAAGUGUUCUAAAUGUAAGAAAUAUAGCAACGUCUUCUGA